Molecule: messenger RNA, 3085 nt
Organism: Apis laboriosa (Himalayan honeybee)
Lineage: Eukaryota; Metazoa; Arthropoda; Insecta; Hymenoptera; Apidae
Gene: Dpp10
Product: dipeptidyl aminopeptidase-like protein 6
Exons: 16
Coding region: 317-2923 (868 amino acids)
Biological process (GO): proteolysis
Molecular function (GO): serine-type peptidase activity; dipeptidyl-peptidase activity
Source: RefSeq, a predicted model, not a curated record
ACGGUGCAAGGUGGAAUUCAAGGAAUUGCAGUGUGUUACAUUAUUAUUACGUAGAUAUUUAUCUUCAUUCUUUAUUUCUUCUCGUUUCUUGCUUUGUGUUUCUCUUUUUUUUACAUAUAUGUCAGUGCGUGCAUAUGUAUCACGUUGCACAAGGAACUACAACGUUUGUCGUACUUUUGGACGAUAAACUUUAGCACGAUCUUCUGUUGUUUGUCUUUUUAAUUCAACAGAAGGAUCGAGACAUCAUUUUCUUUCACCGAUGGCAGAUCACGAUAAUAUCUACGACGACGAGUAAGUACCUUUGUGAUAGGAGCUAAUGUCAGCGAAUCCAAAUCAAAGGAAUUGGCGUGGGAUAUUGAUAGCUCUGCUUGUGAUCGUUGCUGUUCUAACUUUAAUUGUGACAUCAGUUGCAUUAUUAACACCCCCAGAUGAGGGUCCCAGAGUACGAGGUGCUAGAAUAAGACUUUCUGAGGUACUUUCUGGAGAAUUAACACCUCUUUUCUUCAAUGGAUCAUGGGUAAGCAGACAGCAUAUUUGCUAUCGAGAUGUGUGGGGUGGAAUUUCGCUAUUGCACGUUUCUUCCAAAAACAUCACUUCCUACAGUUUAAUGUCUAAUGAAACUUUUAGAACACUGAAUCCUGCCAAGUUCUCAUUGUCACCGGAUCGUAAUUAUUUGCUCCUUGCGCAUAAUGUGAAGAAACUCUUCCGAUACUCGUAUUUAGCACAAUAUACAAUUUAUGACGUAAAAACACGAGAAACUAUAGCAUUGACUCCACAUCCUGAGAAAGAAAUUCACCCUUAUCUUUUGUUGGCACAAUGGACUCCACGAGAUCAUGGUCUGGUUAUGGUUCAAGAUUAUGAUAUUUAUUAUAUAACAAGUCCUAAAAGUAAUACAGGAUAUCGUGUUACUGAUACAGCAAUACCUGGUAUUUUAUCAAAUGGUUUACCGGAUUGGCUAUAUGAAGAAGAAAUUUUGCAUCGUGCAGAAGCUAUUUGGAUGUCAUCAGAUGGCCAUAUGAUGUUAUAUGCUUCUUUCAAUGAUUCUCUUGUUGAGGAAAUGCACAUAUCUUGGUUUGGAGAAGGAAAUAAAGCAUUGUAUCCUGAUAUACGAUCCUUACGAUAUCCUAAGCCAGGAACACCAAAUCCUGUAGUGCGACUGUAUGUAGCAGACUUGGCAGAUCCAAAAAACAUUCAUACGAAGGUAGUGAAACCGCCACCUAUCAUCGAGCAUGUAGAACAUUACUUUACAACGGCUUCGUGGGUAUCUUCAACAGAAGUUUGUAUAACAUGGUUGACACGUGCACAAAAUCUUUCUGUUGUGACUAAUUGCAAGAGUCCAUUAUGGCAUUGUCAGGAAAUUCAAAGAAUAGUAGCUGAAGAUCGUGGUUGGGUAGAUACUCCUCCAGAAUCACCUAUUUUUUCAGCAAAUGGCAGUAGUUACAUUGCUAUAACUCCAGUUAAAGAUGGUCCAGCUGGGUAUUACAAACAUAUUGUUUGGGUGAAUGUUGCUCGAAGAUUAGUUGUUCCACUCACUCAUGGAAAAUUUGAAGUUGCACAAAUAGUAGCAUGGGAUGAACCUAAUAAUACUAUAUAUUUUAUAGGUAUUCCACCUAUGCAACCAGGACAAAGACAUCUUUAUUAUGUGAGUUCAUUGUUACCACAUGUGGGUUCAUCUCUACAUCCUGCUUUUUGUGUUACUUGCACGGAAAUGUCAGAUGGAUAUCGAAAGGAACAUAGAACAGCUUCAUCUAGUCAUUACAGUUCCUUGUCUGACAAUAAUUACAUACGUGAUCAUUAUGAAACACAAACAGAAAAUGUAAAAGUUGAGGGACAACCAAAAGAAAAUGUUACAAAGAAACAGAAAUCAAAAGCAUACACUGCACCAAAAUUUACUGAUCAACCUUGUCAAUAUCACAAUGCGAUUUUUUCACCGAUUGGUACUGAUUAUUUCGUUUUGGAAUGUUAUGGACCUGGUAUACCCACUGUUACUUUAUAUAAAACUGAUUUUCCAAUGCCACAUCUUAUCUAUGUCUUACAGAAUAAUACAUUAUUACGUGAACGAAUUGCCAAACUUGCACUUCCUCAAGUCAAAACAUUUCCUGUUCAAAUAAGUGGUGGAUAUAAUGCACAAGUAAAAUUGUAUUUACCGCCAGGAUUAAGAGAAGAUGAAAUCACACGAUAUCCCUUAAUCGUACAAGUAUAUGGUGCGCCAGGUUCACAAUUAGUAACAGAAAUGUUCAAGAUUGAUUGGAAUACUUAUUUAGCUAGUAGAAAAAAUAUGAUUGUUGCACAAAUUGAUGGCAGAGGUAGUGGAGGUCAAGGCUAUAAAUUUCUUCAUGAAGUUUAUUACAGACUUGGCUCUGUGGAAGUUGCCGAUCAACUUGAAGUAACUGAAUAUUUACGAGAUUCGUUACAUUUCGUGGAUAAGCAACGAGUCGCUGUUUGGGGUUGGAGUUAUGGGGGUUUCGUAGCUGCUCUUGCGCUGGCGCAUCCUGAGCAAAAUGUUUUUGAAUGUGGUAUAAGUGUAGCUCCUGUUGUUUCAUGGAAACUUCAUGAUUCUGCAUAUGCUGAAAGAUACAUGGGUUUACCAGAUGUUGUAUCAAAUUAUAAAGGAUACGCUGAAUCAGAUGUAUACGAUAAAGUGGAACAUUUACGAAAUAAAAUGUUUUAUUUAGUGCAUGGCACUGCAGAUGAUAACGUCCAAUUUCAACAAUCCAUGGCACUUGCGCGUCAUCUUGCGAAAAAAGGCAUUCUUUUUCGACAACAGGUAUAUCCAGAUGUGAGUCAUUCAUUAGCAGGAGUUAAAGGUCAUCUUUAUUUAUCAAUGGCUCAAUUUUUGGAUGAUUGUUUCCAGAAACAAGUACCUACUGAUACAAAAGCUGGUCUUAUCAGUGGUGGAUCUGUAGUCUGUAGUUGUAAAUAAUGAAAAUGAUCCACUUGUGAAGAAAUUCCAUACACAAAAGUUAUACCUGAAUCUCCAAAUUGUGUUCCGUUUAUUGAUAUCUUAGGAGAAAUAUAUUUUCGCAUUAUUUUGUAUAUUGACUAAAUAUUAUAAGAAAAUGGUAUGUUUCAAAUUGGAAAUCAA